AUGGCGGUAACGAAGAAGAGAGGGACCACCGGAGACACUUCGGAGGACACCACGACAACAACGCCCUCGCAGGGCGAAGCGGCAGCAACACAGCCGAACGGAGCUAGCAGCGAUGGCGUCUCCGUCGAGGCCCUCGCAGAUGGCCAGCUUGAAGUCAACCUUCUGGACAUCGGCGUCACAGCCGAAGACAUCGCUGCGAUGCGUCGCAUCGACGCUCGCAUCGAAGAGGCACGAAGGGUUCAGCAGCAGGCAUUGGAAUCAGGACCCUCGGAGCCACAAAUGAUGACAAGGGCGAAGGGGAAGCAGACCAUGCUCACCGAAGCAGAGCGUCAAGAGCAGUACAACAAGUUGAGGGAGGAGGAGCUUCGCUGCAAGGCAAUGCAGGAGAAGCUCCGUGCCCAGAGGCUGCAGUUGGAGCAAUUGCAGGCUCCACCAAAACCACCCCAGAGGGAGGUAGUCGUGGCCAACCCGCGACAGCAAGAACCACCGAGGUCCCGCCAGAAGUUCGUGCUGGUCGAAGAGAUCUCUGACCAUUCUGAUUCGAUGGAGAGUCAGACCCCCGAAGAGUUCCUCCUCAAGUACGAAGCCACCAUCGAAGCAUCAGGAGGAGGCACCGCAUGUAAGGCGAAGGCGCUCAUCCUCGCAUUGAAGGGCUUGGCGCAGUGCUGGCAGACCUUCGGCUGCAAGCACUACCCACAUAAUGACCCCCUCGUCAUAAGGGCGAACAUUGGCAAGAAUUCAGUGCACUUCGCGGGGAAUGAUGUAGGGAGAAUCUUGGUGGACAACGGGAGUUCUGCAGAUAUCCUCGUCUGGCAGUGCUUCGUCAAAAUGGGAUUCACCGAAGCAGCGCUGAAGAAGUCACAGUAUCCACUCAUUGGGUUCGGAGGCAAGAGAAUCGAAGCUCUUGGAAAGAUAGAGAUCAACGUAACGUUUGGCGAAGGUGCAGGACAGAGAACUGAAGCAAUUACCUUCGACGUGGUCGACAUCAACUAUCCCUACAACGCCAUCUUCGGUCGCAACACCUUGGUCAAAUUCGCAGCAUUAAUUCAUCAGUCGUACCUAUGCAUGAAGCUACCCACGGCCGGAGGAAUUAUCACAAUCUUCGGAAACCAAGAAGAAGUAAGAAGGUGCGAGGACAACGCAUCAACCUCAGACAAGAACGUCCAUGUCAUUGAAGCACCAAAUGAGGUCAAUGAUGGUGAAAAUUGCGUAGAGUCUGAGAAGCUAGGGGGUGUAUCCCCAGCGGAACAUACGAAGAAGGUGCCCUUGUGCGAAGAUGUGCCUGAUCGAAUGGUGAUCAUCGGAAAAGGGCUUCAAGAGCCCGAAGAGGCCAGGCUUAUACAGUUUCUCCGCAACAAUCAAGAUGUGUUUGCUUGGUCCUCUUCGGAUCUGCGAGGGGUCAGUCAAGAAGUCAUCGAGCAUGAGCUGAGGGUGAAUCCGAAGGCGAAACCCGUGAAGCAGGGCCAAAGAUCAAUGUCCGAAGAAAGACAGAAAGCGGCUCAAGCCGAGGUACAAAAGUUACUGGACGCGGGCGUCAUCCGCGAAGUCCUGUACCCAGAAUGGCUAGCAAACGUUGUAAUGGUACCAAAGAAGAACGGGAAGUGGCGAAUGUGCAUUGACUUCACAAUCCUCAACAAGGCGUGCCCGAAGGACGAAUACCCACUGCCGCGAAUUGACACCUUGGUCGAUGCAGCAGCUUGUUCGGAGAUGCUCAGUAUGUUGGACUGUUUCUCAGGUUAUCACCAGAUAUUCAUGAACAAGGCGGACGAAGAGAAGACCAGCUUCACCACCCCCUUCGGGACAUAUUGCUAUGUGAGAAUGCCGGAGGUCCUCCGCAAUGCAGGAUGCACUUUCAAUAGAAUGAUCAAGAAGGUACUGGGAAGGAAUAUCUCCGCGUAUGUCGAUGAUGUCGUUGUCCGAAGCAAGAGGAGGGAGGACCAUAUCCAAGAUCUUUGCGAAACUUUCGCGAACCUUCGCCGCCAUGGUUUGAAGCUGAACCCGGAGAAGUGCGUCUUCGGAGUCCGAAGAGGAAAAUUAUUGGGAUGCAUGAUAACGGAAAGGGGAAUAGAGGCAAAUCCAGAGAAGAUAGAAGCGAUCAGGCGGAUGAAGCCACCGACCACCAGAAAGGGGGUACAAAAGUUGACGGGCAGGUUGGCUUCGCUUAAUCGAUUCAUAUCAAAAUCAGCGGAGAAGUGCCUACCAUUUUUCAAGGCGCUGAAAGGAUCAGGCAAUUUCAAAUGGGGAGAAGAACAGGCGAAGGCCUUCGAAGACCUCAAAGAGUAUAUCGAGAAGUUGGCUGUCAUGUCCAGCCCUUCGGAGAAGGCGGAGUUGUUGUUAUACAUCUCCACAUCAGGCGCAGCCGUCAGUGCCGCCUUUGUCGAAGAGCGUAUGGUCGAAGGGGCAUUAACCCAGUCGCCCAUAUACUUCGUCUCCGAGGCCCUAAAUGGGUCAAAGUUGCUAUACUCAGAAAUGGAGAAGAUGGCAUAUGCGGUGGUCGUGGCAUCAUGCAAGUUGCGUUACUACUUCCAGAGCCACAAAAUCAAGGUUCCAACCUCUUUCCCACUUCGGGAUAUGUUUGAGAACAGAGAAGCCUCCGGCAGGAUAGGCAAAUGGGCUACGCAACUAGCUGAGCACACCAUUGACUUCGUCUCCAGAUCAGCAAUCAAGUCACAGGUCUUGGUAGAUUUCAUCGCAGACUGGACACCAGUCGCACCUUCACAAGAUCUGCCGAAGAUAGAAGCAAUAUGGUGGAGGAAUAAGAAGGUGAAGCCCAGGAAUAUCAGAGAGGGUGACUUGGUGCUUCGAAGAAUACCGAAGGCCAAGCAGAAAGGGAAGAUGUACAGCAAGUGGGAAGGCCCGUUUAUCGUCGCAUCGAUGGCAAGACCAGAGGCCUGCAGGCUCCGCACGCUAGAAGGCACCGAAGAGCCAUAUUCAUGGAACAAGGACAUGCUACAAAGAUACUACGUGUAG
This is a messenger RNA of Panicum virgatum (switchgrass), 2970 nucleotides long. RefSeq lists its product as uncharacterized. The record is from RefSeq and is a predicted model, not a curated record. Lineage: Eukaryota; Viridiplantae; Streptophyta; Magnoliopsida; Poales; Poaceae. The transcript is spliced from 4 exons. The coding region runs from base 1 to 2970 and encodes 989 amino acids.